Sceloporus undulatus (fence lizard) is the source of this 827-nucleotide messenger RNA. Its product is annotated as phospholipase A2 inhibitor gamma subunit B-like. Bases 136 to 735 code for a protein of 199 amino acids. The record is from RefSeq and is a predicted model, not a curated record. Gene Ontology annotation, cellular component: extracellular region. Gene Ontology annotation, molecular function: phospholipase inhibitor activity. NCBI's taxonomy places the organism in Eukaryota, Metazoa, Chordata, Lepidosauria, Squamata, Phrynosomatidae. The transcript has 6 exons.
GCCAAGGCAGGAAAGACUUGGAAUAUAGAGAAGCUCAGAGCUGCUGUUCCUGGCAGACGAAAAAAUCCUUGUCUGUAAUAGGCUGAAACUCUUGAUACUUCAGUAACUUGCUCCUUGUUAUCAUUUCUCAUCAACAUGCAGAUUGUUUUGGGAAUCUUCCUCAUCUCUGUGUUUCUACCAAUGGGCAGUUCUCUGGAAUGUGAAGUUUGCACUGGCCAAGGCAGCAGUUGUACUGGCGAAAUGAAGACGUGUGAAGAUGGCCAAGAUACCUGUGCAGUUAUAUUGGCUGCAAACUCACUAGCUGGGGAGCCGACUUUGACAGUGACAAAGGCCUGUGAGUCCUCCUACGUGUGCAACCAGCCCCCGACUUACAUGAAUUUAGGAAGAGGGAGAUAUGUACAGUCAAGUGUGGCCUGCUGUGUGGGAGAUCUCUGUAAAACAGCCUAUCCAAAAUUUCCACCGGUCAUGAGUAAACCCAAUGGGAAGCAAUGCCCAGCCUGCUAUUCCUUCUCUCUCAAUGGGUGUGAAACAGAGAUGGUGGAUUGUGUUGGACCUGAGAACUACUGCCUUGACAUAGUGGAAAAAGUAACAUACGGUAAAUUUGUCAUCGAUCUCACCAUGAAAGGUUGUGUUACAGAAGCUCUGUGCGCUACAAAAGAUGGGGAAGUAGCUUCUCCAGGAGGUCAUACUGAUAUUGUUAAAGCUACCUGUACCCUAGCUUCCGCUGCAGCUUGAAUUUUUCCUUGAUCACUGCAUGUUGCUGAUAGUAAGACAACUUCUGUUAGGAGAAACUUGUUUGUGUCUAGAGCUUUCAUUUCCAGUUGGUU